AUGCCCGCCGAACGGUGGCCUUUACUCUGUAGUGCCGUCAGCAGCAGUACGAGUGGCAGCACGAGCACGAUAAGCGCAGCGCACCUCGAGAUCGCCGCGGCGCGGCCGCCAUUCGAUGCCAAUUUGCAGCGGAUACUGGACACCUCGUCACUCGACGAAUUCUGCAGCGCGGGGGAACCAAAUCCUGUCCGCGGAAGUUUUCCCCCCUUUUACCCCGCACAGCGCCGCCUACCCGCGCGCUCGCUGCGCGGAGACCCGCCUGGCGGGUCCGCGGGGCCCCUCCCCAUUGCACCGGCUCCGAAUGUGUGGGGCGCCGCGAGCGCGCAUCGCCUUCCCACUGCGGGCUUUCUUCCCGUCGUUCCCGAGGCCCUGACGGCCGUUACGGGCGGCUCGAGCCCCGUGCACGGCCUCGUGUCGUUGCCGGAGCGCCUUCACGGCCUCUUCACCUCCACUGACUUUCUGCCUUCCGCCCAGUUACCCCACAGCGCGCAUGACGCCGCCUCCCGUGCUGCCGCUCACCGACCCUUACCCGCGUCGUUGAUGCUGCCGCCACCGGAGCCACGAGCCGCCGGGACCGCCGGCAAGUCAGCUGCAGCCUCGGCGACAGCGCGUUGGGAGAGCGACUCGGCAGCCACGCUAGCAGCGCCGCUGACGACGUCGACGAGCGCGGCGCUGGAGGCGGGGUUUGCGACAUUUGCGGGCUCUGAUCGUCACGUCGACGACGGCACCUCGAGGUGGCGGAGGCGACUGGAGCUGCGCUGCGAGCCCGUCGCCGCCGGCGGCGGCGGUGCACCGCACGCUGCGGAGGCAGGCGCAACGUGGGCCUUCCCCUCGGCGGAACAGCUGGUAGCAGCAGCGGAUGAGGCGGCGGGUGGGGGAGCGGGAGUAGCAGCAAAUGAAUCGAAGGGUAUCCCUGUGACAGUGACGGAGGGCCUGCCGCGGGCGCUGGAGCUCGCAAGGCGGGGAAUGGAUAACGCGGAAGGGGACGGGGGUUUAGAGGGCGUGGGCGGAGGCGGGGGCAUGGAGGGCGUGGUUGAGACCUGGGGCACGUGGGACACGGCGUGGGGCGCGAUGGGGAUGGACGCGGGGUUGAGAAGCGCUGGCACCGGCUUGGGCGCGGCGGAUAUGAGCGCAGACAUGGGCAUGGGCGCGGGCGCGGGCGCGGACAUGGUUAUGGGCACGGGGAUGGGGAUGGACAUAGAGGCGGCGGUGGAAAUGGAGUUGCGAUGCGCCGAGGAGCUACUAAGACGCACCGCCAUGGUAGCCGAAGCCGAGGCGCCGGCCAUCGCGCCCGAGGGAGAGGCUGACGCGCCCGCCAUGGCUCCGCGCGAGGCCGAGGUAACGGCCAUGGCGGGAGAGGUCGAGGCGCGAACGGAUAGCACGCAGGAUAGCGGCAUGGCAGACCCGCCGUCGCACCCUCUCGCCCUCGCUGCAGCGCAAGCACCGCCCGUGUCUGGCGGUGACGCACCCUCUCCUGGUGCUGCCCCAGAAAUCGCGCGCUUAUCCCGCCGCAACACGUGGUCCGCAGCGCCGUUCCCGUCGUCGGCGGACGCGGCGCUGAUGCAGGCGAUGGAGCUGGAUCGCCUGGAGCACGACGCCGCCAUGGCGCGCCUCACCGCCAUGGCCGCAUCUCACAGCGCCAAUCCCGCUCUGCCUCCCGCCCCGCCGCUUGCUCCCACCCUCCUUUCCCCAACCGCCCCCAGUACCCGCCUUUCCGCGGCACCCACUUCCGCUGUGCGCGCUGCUGACGCCAUUAUGACAGCUGCGCCCGCCGCCGCCAUGCCCGCCGCCAUGGCCGACGGCGCUAUGGAUGCUCCGUUCCUGCCCGCCCUCGACUUCCCCUCGCGCGCCAAGUCGCUCCACCCGCCCGUGCUGCCCGCAGAUAGCGCUCCCCCCGCCAGCCCAGCAGCCGUCUCAUUGGCUGAGGCCUUCCGCAUGGAGGCGCUCCGAGCAGGCUGGGGGGAGAAAGACGGGGAGGGGGAGGGGGAGAUGCGGGAUGGAGAGAUGCAGGAGAGUGGCGGGCAGGGCGUCGGGACAUGGCAGGGUGGUGAAGGAGGAGAGCCAGCAGGGGGAGAAAGCACGGCAUGUGGGGCCUCCAGCUGUCACACGAGCAAGCAGGGGGGCGCGUGUGAAGGGGACGGGGAAGCAGUGGACACGGAAUUGCCCGGAAGCUUGGAGGGCCAAGCGGACGGGGAUGGCGGGGCGGAAGAGCGGGGGAGGGAGGCGGUGAUGGAGGGACCCAGCAGCAGCGGAGCAGCGGCGCUGUGGAACCCAGCGAGGGCGGCUGGGGGGAACACUGCCAGUGGCGGGGGCGGAAAGCCAGCCCUGGUGACAGCAGCAGCAGGAGCAGCGUGUGCAGGGCGCGGUGGAGGAGCGAUCUUUGACCCCUGGGCGCCCACCCGCACCACCACACUCACUGUCGCCCACCUGCCAGGCAUUGCCUCAGCUGUGCAGGAGCUGCUGGCGCGGCGGUUUGCAAUGAAUCAAGAGCGCUCCGCCCCGCCUGCUGUUGCGCCCGAGGUGCAGCAGCUGUUUGCGCGCCGCCACACCAUGUCCGGCACCCCCUCAGUGCGUGACUUGAGCUUGCAGCCCAGCCUGCCCCGCCCCUUGCACCCGCUCCCCUUCACCCUCCCCACCAUCCACUCUCUUGAAGACCCUCUCCCACUCGUCCCUCGCUCCCUCGCCUCCUUAACCACGACUGCACCUGCAGCCGCUGCAGCAGCUGCUGCUGCUGCGCCGUCUGCUCGCACUCUCUUUCCCUCGGUGCACCCCUUCAGCAGCACCACCCUGGGAGGGCACCACGUGCCUUCCCUGCCCACCACUGUGCCAGCGCCCUUCCCAUCGCCUGCCACCUCAUCACCUGCCAUCCCGUUCCGCUUCCUCACGCCUCCCCUGACGCCCUCGUCACCUCCCCUCACCGUCACACCCAGAGGAGCCAUCAGCGCCGCGCGAUCUGCACGAGAAAUAUCACCGUCUCGUCGCCUUUUGUUCGAAAUGCCUGGCAAUGCGGCCGCGGAGGAACUGGAGCAUGGUCGCGGGGAACCUUCCCCGCACAAGCGGAAGCGGGGAGGUGCGAAGGAGGUGGAUGUUGACUGCAGCGGACUGGCGAGUAUAGACUCAGGGAAUGCCGAGGGCGAGAGCGUUGCGAGCUUUUUUGUUAGUAGCGCCAGGCAGAUCUGGUAUCCGACACAGUGCGCGACGAAACGGAUGCGAGGCGCGGCGGAAUCACGCACGAUGAUGGCGGAGGGCGGGGCAGAGGGAGGGGCGCAGAGGGGGCAAGGGGACGCGGGGAAAGAAGGGCAUGGAUGCGAGGCGCAAGGAAAGGAGGCAGAGGCAGCGACGGAAAGGCAGGCGAGGGGGGGAUUGGCGGAGAGCGAGGAAAGUGCGCGAGGGGAUGGUGGCGCGCGGGAUGGCUGUGGCGCGCGUGAUACAUUCGGGGGAGGCGGAGAAAUCAAGAGGGCGAGGGAGGAGGUGAAGCAAGAGAUGGUGGAGGAGGCGAUGCAACGCGGCGGGCCCCACCGCACCUCCGUGACUCUCCGCCCGUCCAUGCCUCUCCGCCCGUCCAUGCGUCUCCGCCCGUCCAUGCCUCUCCGCCCGUCCAUGCCUCUCCGCCCGUCCAGGUCUCCCCGCCCGUCCAUGUCUCCCCGCCCGUCCAUGUCUCCCCGCCCGUCCAUGUCUCCCCGCCCGUCCAUGGCAGCGUGCGCAGGUCCGUCACAGCUGGUCUCUGCAAGCAGCGGUGAGAGGCGUGAGGAAGCGAGGUGCAGAGGAGCAGAGGAGGCAGGGGCGGGGAGCGAGCAGGGCGGUGACAUGGGGCGAGGGGAUGAGGGGCUGGGAAGCGCGCGACCAGGGUCACCUGGGGAUGGCAGCCAUGGCAUGGCACAGGGGCAGAGGCGAGGAGGGAGCGAGGCAAGGGGCAGUGGCGAGUGCGAGGGAGGGAAAGCUCGAGGGUGGUUGGCACAAAUGCUGCAGGGAGGGGAGAAUGAGGGUGGGCAUGAGGGGGAGAAGGUGAUAUGGGGGGAGCAAACGUCAGGAGAGCAGGUAUCAGGUGCGAAGGCAUGUGAGGAAAUGCUGCAGCGAGGCAGUGAGAGAUGGGAGGAGGGCAGGCAGGAGAUGAGGCAGGGGAGCAGCGCCAGUGGUGGUGGUGGGGGAUGGGGAGCAGAUGGGGUAAUGAGCACUCCGCCUCCUCACAACCACAUGCCGUGCUCACCUGACGGCCCUGUGCCGUGCCCACCUGGGAAUCCCAUGGCAUGCCCUGCUCACGACCCUGUGCCAAGCGCAGAAGUGACAGUACCGUGCACUGACAAGGCCUCAACACUGCCCAUGGCACCUGAGAGCCGACCUGAGAGCCGCCGUGAGAGCUGCCCUGAGCAUUUCUCUGAGCGUCGCUCUGAAGAUGGCUCUGCUGUGCCUCGGGAACAGCAGGCUGAACGUGGCAGCAAUACCCCUGGCUGCCCCCAACUGGGACUGGUUGCAGAGGCAGAGAGACCAGGCAGUGACCCGUCUCCCUUUCAUGCUGCCACUGCUCAUGCGAAUCAUGCAGGUGCUGCUGCUGAUGCAGACCCGCCCGCGCCGUACCCCACCAGCACUCCACCGCCCCGUCAGCAGGAGGGUCCACGUCAGCAACAGCCUAGUUGCGACGCAUCAGCACAAGCAGAUCCAGGCAAUGCCACGGUCACAACAGAGGAAGCAAGGGAUGAAGAGGUUGCUGCUGUUCCAUACCAUGUGCUUGCCGCUCGUGUGUUUGCGGAGUUGCGGGGCUUGUUGCUCGAUACCCACGUGGCUCAUGAGGACUUGGAAGCAGUUGUGAAUGAGGCGGUGAUGACGUGGCAUCCUGACGUGCAGGCAAUGGCGCAAGAGAACGCGUGGGAUGCGGCGAAGGGGACAGUUGCAAGGGUGGAAGGGAAGAUUGGCACUUCAAUUUUGGCUUUGCGGAAGAAGCUAAAGGCUCUUAAAGCCGUGUUGAUCGCCAUGGAGGAGGAGGCGAUAGAGCGAGCCGUGCUGGCGUACCUGCGUCGCAAGGGCUACAAGAAUGCUGAGCUGGCGUUUAAAGACGACUCUAAGACGCAAUCGCUCGAUGCGCUCGUUACGGUUGGCGGGAAGGCGGCAGCUGCUGAGCUGGACAAGAAUUUAGCCAAUCAGAUAAUGCUCUACAGCAGGUCUGAGAAAGCGCCAGCAUGCUAUGUGGAUGGCUACCGGAAGCUUCGUGCGUGGGUGCAUUCCUCCCUAGACCUCUACAAGAACGAGCUACUGCGAGUGCUCUAUCCGGUGUUCGUGCACGCCUUCCUCGAGCUCGUCGCGCAGGACCACCCCGACGCGGCGCGCGCGCUCAUGGAGGCGCACGGCGCGGACCACGCGCGCCUGCACGCCAGUGACCUCGCGCAGCUCGCGGGCAUCACCGCCGCGCAGCACGCGCAGGAGAGCCCCCUCGCGCGCGCCUUCCGCGAGAACAAAGCCGUCAUCCGCAUGUGCCAGUACUCAUUCGACCUGCUGUUGCAGUUCCUGCACGCAGCGGACCUCAUGGCCAUCCUCGCGCUUGUCAACUGCCACAUCCACAUCAUUGUGCAUGCGGGGCGGCCAGCAGCGCAGGAGGAGGAGGAGGACGAGGCGACGGGCAUGGUAUCAAGCGCAGGAGCGGACGGAGGGGGCGCGGGGGGCGGCAUGCUGGCGGGGGUGGUGACAGGGGCGACACACGAGGCGAUGAAGCGCAUGGGGCAGCGCGAGGUGCUGUGGGGCGCGCUGGAGGAUGGUGUGGAGCACCGGUUGGAGCAGGAGAGGGAGCGGGAGGGUGAGAAGGAGGAGGGCGACGAGGGCGAAGGGGACGACGGCAAGAAGCGGGCAGUAGAUGGCAAGGCAGCAGCAGGGGCGCCGGGCAAGAAGGGCAAGAAGGACAAGGCGGGGGAGAAGGACGCGCUCAAAGGGGGCGCGGGGGGUGGAGCAGGAGGGGCAGCGGGGGCAGGGGGGGGUGCUGGAGGAAAGGGGGGGAAGGCGGGCGAGGGCAAGGGGGGCGGCGGGGCUGCUGCAAUGACUGGCACACGCGUGGCGUCGCACCUGCCUCUCCCUAAAAUGUGCGCUCUCCCUCCCUCUGCUCUGCCCCCCGCUGAUCUCCCUUCUGCUGCUCUGCCUGCUGUCAUCUAUCCUUGCCUGGCCACGUCCCGCUGCUGCCUUCCUGUGGUUCAAGCUGAUUCAUGGCACAGCAGCAGGAGGGAGGAGGCGGAGAAGCAGGUGUUUGACGACUUGAGGCGGCGAGUGGCACUGGGAGCGCAGGCGCUGCCGUCUGUGUGCUGCUACACGCUGCUGCAUGCACACUCCAGCAUGACUUCAGUGUCCGUUGCUCCUGACGGUGCGUUGCUGGCUGCAGGCUUCAAUGACUCGUCAGUCAAGGUGUGGGACAUGCGAUCCAUUGGCUCCUCCCCCUUGCCACAAGACGCCCUAUCGCUCGACACCUCAGCAGCAGCCGAAGCCCCAGCCAUACAAAAUACCCCACGUGGACACCCCACAACCACCACCACCACCUCCACCCCCACCACCCCCAGCACCACCAGCAAACGUUACAUAGCCCUGAGGGGCCACAGCGGCGCCGUGCACGCUACCUCCUUCAGCCCCUCAGACGACCGCUUCCUGCUCUCCGCCUCUUCUGACGCCUCGGUGCGCCUGUGGCACCUGGGGCUGGGGGCGUGCCUGGUGGCGUACCGCGCGCACUGCUACCCCGUGUGGGACGUGCAGCACUCGCCUGUGGGGCACUACUUUGCCACGGCGUCGUAUGACCGCACGGCGCGCGUGUGGAGCAUGGAGCGAUCCUACCCGCUGCGCAUCAUGGCGGGCCACCUCUCCGACGUGCAUGCGGUGCGGUGGCACGCCAACUGCAACUACAUCGCCACGUGCUCCAGCGACAAAACGCUGCGCCUGUGGGACGUGCAGACCGGCGAGUGCUGCCGAGUCUUUGCCGCCCACCGCUCGCCCGUGUACGCACUCGCCACGUCCCCGGACGGCCGCUUUCUAGCCUCGGGGGAUGAGGGAGGUGCCGUGCUGCUGUGGGACCUGGGCACAGGCCGCUGCAUCGCCCCCCUGCUGGGCCACACCGGCUGUGUGUGGACGCUCGCUUUCAGUGGCGAGUCAGCAGUGCUGGCAUCGGGGGCAGCGGACGACACAGUGAGGCUGUGGGAUGUUGCUGCUGCCAGCAAGCUCGCUCCCAACGAGGCCAAAACAUCGGUGGGGCGGAGGUUGCGCCUUCUCAAGACCUUCCCCACCAAGUCAACACCCAUCUCCGCCCUGCAGUUCACGCGGCGCAACCUGCUUGUGGCAGCUGGGGCUUUCAAACACUCUGACCCCACACCUUGA
Messenger RNA from Closterium sp. NIES-65, 7338 nucleotides. NCBI's taxonomy places the organism in Eukaryota, Viridiplantae, Streptophyta, Zygnematophyceae, Desmidiales, Closteriaceae. The record is from the annotation of a GenBank genome assembly.